This is a messenger RNA of Brugia pahangi, 1197 nucleotides long. The record is from the annotation of a GenBank genome assembly. Lineage: Eukaryota; Metazoa; Nematoda; Chromadorea; Rhabditida; Onchocercidae.
AUGUCAGUAUUACAGCAUAGAUUACAACCAUGCAUUCUUCAUGCGAAACAUAAAGCCAGAUCUGAAUUAUUCGAAGAAGAUUGGAGCAGCACGAAAUAUUGCGAAACAUUUGAAACAUUGAGUGAAAAGUUGACAGGAGAUAAUAUUGAAAGGGUGGACGCUUCCAAAAUUACUGUUGAAGAAUUCGCUGAAAAUUAUGAGUUACGUCAUGUACCUGUUGUUCUUACUGGUUUGACUACAUGUUGGUCCGCGACUAGAAAAUGGUCAAUUCCUAUGUUGCUAAAGAAAUAUCGGAAGCAAAGAUUCAAAUGUGGUGAAGGAGAUAACGGACGUUCCGUGAAAUUGAAAAUGAAGUAUUUUUUAGAAUACAUGAGACAAACGGUUGACGAUAGUCCGCUCUAUAUAUUUGAUAGUACUUUUGGCGAGCGGUACAAAGUAAGGCGUUUAUUGGAGGACUACCAUGUGCCACAGUUUUUUGCGGAUGACUUAUUUCGUUAUGCGAGGUCCUCCCGUUCUGGCACGGGAUUGCACGUCGACCCAUUAGGGACCAGUGCUUGGAAUGCUCUUGUUAAAGGUUCCAAAAAAUGGUGCUUUUUCCACCCGCAAACACCAAAAAAUAUCUUGGAACCAAUGAAGAAAGAGGGUGGCAUUCAUCCUAAUGAAGCAAUCACCUGGUUUACUACUGUGUAUGGACGAAUUAGCUCCCCUAAUUGGUUGGAACAGUGGAGACCCAUAGAAGCUGUGCAGUAUCCAGGAGAAGUCAUAUUUGUUCCCGGUGGAUGGUGGCAUGUCGUCCUAAACCUGACUGACACGGUCUCUGUCACUCAAAAUUUUUGUUCCAAAGUGAAUUUGCCUCUAGUUCUCCUCAAAACGUUGGCUGGAAGACCAAAAUUUUGCCAACACUGGUUAAAAUGUUUACGGAAGGCUCGACCAGAUAUCCUACCAAUUAUCGAUGGUGUUUUGAAGAAUGUAGACGGUUUUAUAAAUUUCGCGGAAUCAUCAUCCAAUGAUUCAAGUUCUUUAACAGAAUCUUCUGACAGUGAAAGUGAAAGCCCAAAUCCACCACUUCAACAGUAUCCCUUUAGUAUGAAAUCAGCAACUAUUACCAAAAGGAUCGUCCUGCCCUCAAGAAAGAGAGUAAGCGAAGUAUGUGACAACUUUGUGUGUCCCGCAAAGAUAUAUUGCAGUCCCGUGUAA